Messenger RNA from Strongylus vulgaris, 231 nucleotides. NCBI's taxonomy places the organism in Eukaryota, Metazoa, Nematoda, Chromadorea, Rhabditida, Strongylidae. The record is from the annotation of a GenBank genome assembly.
CCUUUAGCAUCGGAAAAGGCUAAGGCAGAUGCCGAAUUCUACCGCGCCCAAAGGGAGGCUGAGGCUAACCGUCUCUUACUAACGCCUCAAUAUCUGGAGCUCAAACGUAUCGAAGCUGUAGCAAAAAAUAACAAAAUCUUCUAUGGUCAAGACAUUCCAAGUGCUUUCUUCCACUCAGAAACUGAAGCUGCACAACAUGUUGCGAGUGCUCAUCGGGCUGAUGCUCACUGA